CCUCCGUCCUCGGUGAACUCCAGGUGGAAUGAGAUAACUUCCACGGUGGCACGGAGCGUGAAAGACGCCUGAUUCUCUGCGCGGACAGCAGCGGCGGAGGGUUCACGCUCGCUGCUUCAGGACAGCACAGCGGGGUUAAACUCAGUAGAUGCCACGGCGGAGUCCGAUGGAUGUUUUCUACCCGCCGUUGUGCGUCAGCGCUGCUCCUCCUCAAGACUUUCCACCGACUUGGUGACAGCUCGUGGACUCUCUCCCUGAAGUGCUCAGAGACUGAAACCUCUCCAUCGAUGAUGUUCUCCCUGGAGAACUCCACUCAGCAGCAGCUCUGGAUGAACAGCUCAGAGCUCAACGUCUCCCAGGACAGUCAGGACGAGGAAGAGGACCCGGGCGAGCAGCACCCCUUCCUCACCGACGCCUGGCUGGUGCCCCUCUUCUUCUUCCUCAUCAUGCUGGUGGGACUGGUGGGCAACUCUCUGGUCAUCUACGUCAUCUCCAAACACAGGCAGAUGAGGACGGCCACCAACUUCUACAUCGCGAACCUCGCCGCCACGGACAUCAUCUUCCUUGUUUGCUGCGUCCCCUUCACCGCCACCCUCUACCCGCUGCCUGGAUGGAUCUUCGGCAACUUCAUGUGCAAAUUUGUGGCCUUUCUACAGCAGGUGACGGUGCAAGCCACGUGCAUCACGCUGACGGCCAUGAGCGGGGAUCGCUGCUACGUCACGGUCUACCCUCUGAAGUCGCUUCGGCAUCGCACCCCCAAAGUGGCUAUGAUGGUCAGCGUCUGCAUCUGGAUCGGCUCCUUCAUCCUCUCCAGCCCCAUCCUGAUGUACCAGCGCAUCGAGGAGGGCUACUGGUACGGCCCGCGGCAGUACUGCGUGGAGAGGUUCCCGUCCAAGACGCAGGAGCGAGCCUUCAUCCUCUACCAGUUCAUCGCCGCGUACCUGCUGCCGGUGCUCACCAUCACCUUCUGCUACACUCUCAUGGUCAAGCGAGUGGGUCAGCCCACUGUGGAGCCUGUGGACCACAACUACCAGGUGAACCUCCUCUCCGAGCGAACCAUCAGCAUCAGGAGAAAAGUCUCCAGGAUGGUGGUGGUCAUCGUCCUGCUCUUCGCCCUCUGCUGGGGUCCCAUUCAGAUCUUCGCCCUGUUUCAGUCCUUCUACCCCGACUUCCGGCCCAACUACGCCACCUACAAGAUCAAGACCUGGGCCAACUGCAUGUCCUACGCCAACUCCUCCGUCAACCCCGUCGUUUACGGCUUCAUGGGAGCCAGUUUCCAGAAGUCCUUCAGGAAGACCUUCCCUUUCCUCUUCAAGCACAAGGUCCGCGACAGCAGCAUGGCUUCGCGGACGGCCAACGCCGAGAUCAAGUUCGUGGCAGCAGAGGAAGGGAACAACAACAACAUCAACAACAACACAGAGGGGAAUUAAAGCUUCCACGGAGAAUCUGUGUGCCAGACACGUUUGUUCAUGUUCAUGUGCCGCCAUGAUGAAAUGGGUCGCGCAGGGGAACAGACUCCUCAUACAGAUGAAGCACCUGCGCCACCGCCGCCGCCGGCCUCCACUCGCCACUCGCCACUCGCUCAAGAUCACCGCGCCCAGUUGGUGUGGCGAUUGUUUACGUGUUGCUGUUUCGUCCCUGCUGCUUUCAGACUGUUGUGCUUGUCUUUACCUGCUGCACCAGCUCACCGCGCAGCCUUCUGCAGAC
Messenger RNA from Synchiropus splendidus (mandarinfish), 1707 nucleotides. It is a transcript of the gene kiss1ra, whose product is annotated as KISS1 receptor a. Gene Ontology annotation, biological process: neuropeptide signaling pathway. Gene Ontology annotation, cellular component: membrane. Gene Ontology annotation, molecular function: G protein-coupled peptide receptor activity. The coding region runs from base 171 to 1430 and encodes 419 amino acids. The record is from RefSeq and is a predicted model, not a curated record. NCBI's taxonomy places the organism in Eukaryota, Metazoa, Chordata, Actinopteri, Syngnathiformes, Callionymidae. The transcript has 5 exons.